Molecule: messenger RNA, 819 nt
Organism: Lactuca virosa
Lineage: Eukaryota; Viridiplantae; Streptophyta; Magnoliopsida; Asterales; Asteraceae
Source: the annotation of a GenBank genome assembly
AUGUACCCUAUAAAGAGGUACCUUCUAACGCUUAAGUCCUACGUUCAUAAUAGAGCUCAUCCUGAAGGUUCAAUUGUUGAAGGCUAUUUAGCUCAAGAAAGUGUAAUAUUUUGCUCCAGAUGUCUCUCGGGAGUAGAAACCAUAUUUACUAGACCAAUUAGGAAUGAUGAUGAAGGUCACCAAAAUGAGAUUGAAGAAUCUAACAAUCUUUGCCCAGGUCGCCCAUUGGGAUGUAAAAAGCAUUCCGAGAAGUCACUUCAGAAAAGAAAGAGAUCUUCAAAUUUCGUCCUGGACGAGAAGUCACUCACUCAAGCACAUCGUUAUGUCCCAUUUAAUGUCGUAUCAGUUUCACCAUUCCGAGAGGAACACAAAAGGAUAAUAAAGGGACAAAAUCGAUCUCGGCGGAUACAUGAUUAUGAAAUCAACAAGAUUCAUUGCCAACAAUUUAGUGAUUGGUUUAAGAGAAGGGUCGGAUGCAUGGACGAGCAAGGAGAUCAAAAAGUAACCGAAGAAAUAAAAUGGCUUGCAUCAUCACAAGUCGACAAGGUGUUCUACUCCAUGGAUCCUAAACAUAUAGGUUGGGAGAUUGUGUGGCAUGUAAAGCUUAGAGAUGUAUUUUACAUGGGAGGAGGAUGGGUAGGCGCAAAAGGAGGCAUCAUCACCUCAACUGAUAUCCCUAUUGACAGUGAGAUACAUGAUCAAAGUUCUGAGUUUUCUGCAACUGAUAUCCCUACUGAAGGAGAACAAUCAGGCCAUCCACAAACUACUGAAGGAGGCCAGUCUACUGCUGAAGAACACAGCUCUACUGAAGGAGGUUAA